Messenger RNA from Brassica napus (rape), 1540 nucleotides. Its product is annotated as FRIGIDA-like protein 3. The coding region runs from base 32 to 1336 and encodes 434 amino acids. The transcript has 3 exons. NCBI's taxonomy places the organism in Eukaryota, Viridiplantae, Streptophyta, Magnoliopsida, Brassicales, Brassicaceae. The record is from RefSeq and is a predicted model, not a curated record.
AUUUUUUAUUAAUUUAUACAUUUAAUUUAUUAUGGGAGACUCCGCUGUGUUCGCUAUCAACAGUGCCUUGGAUAAGAGAGACUCCGCUGUGUUCGCUAUCAACAGUGCCUUGGAUAAGUAUAAUAAAGCUCCCAUUGCUGAUGGUAGUAUCACUGAUGGUACUGUGCAAGAAGAGGCUGAGAUCUCGCCUCAGGUGAAAGCUUAUCCGGAGUUACUGAAACUGUGCAAGGAUAUGGACUCGAGGGGACUCCAUAAGUUUGUAUCGGAUAACCGCAAGAACCUUGCUUCGCUAAAGGAAGAGAUUCCUUUAGCGUUCAAGGCUGCAUCAAACCCGGCUACUCUAGUGUUGGACUCUUUGGAAGGCUUUUACCCUAUUGAGUCGUCAGUACCACCCUCUGAUGGGAAGAAAGACGCUAACCUCUUGGGAACGCGCAGGACAUGCAUCAUGCUGAUGGAGUGCCUUAGCAUACUGUUGUGUCGUCUCGACCGGAGCUCCCUCGCUGGUGUUCUCUCGGAGAAUGUUAAGCGUAGAGCGAAAGCUAUUGCAGAAGGAUGGAAUCCGCUGCCGGAGAGUACUCUUGACAUGGAUGCUUGCAAUGGUAAUUCUUUGGAGGCUCAUGCGUUCCUGCAACUGCUGGCUAGUUUUGCUAUUGUUAAGGACUUUGAAGAGGAUGAGCUCUUGAAGCUGAUCCCUAUGGUUUCGCGUCGUCGUCAGGCGGCUGAGCUUUGCCGUUCUCUUGGACUCUCAGAAAAAAUGCCUGGUGUGAUUGAAGUUGUCCUGAACAGUGGAAGGCACAUUGAUGCAGUGAACUUGGCUUUUGCGUUUGAACUCACAAAACAGUUCCCACCUGUUGAGUUACUGAAGUCUUACUUGACUGAGGCAAAGAGAUCUUCCUCCCAGGAUGAGUUCAAUGAGAGGGAGCUUACAGGUGUUAAAGCUGUGGUAAAGUGUGUCGAAGUGCAUAACCUGGAAGAGCAUUACCCAGUUGAGCCACUUCAGAAGCGGAUUCUGGAGCUGGAGAAGACCAAAGCUGAGAAAAAGAAAGCGACAGAACCCGCAAAGCCUCAGACGAAACGACCACGUGGUGCUCAACCCCGAGUCACUGACAACAACAACAACAAGACAGGAUAUGGUAGAGUCAUCAUUUCUGAGAGGUAUCCGCAGUAUGUGUAUGACAAUAGACCAUUCCUUACCGGUCCAAUCAUGGCAGCACAAGCUCAUCCGCCUCCUCCUCCUCCUCAGACUUACACUUUCAGUCCUGCUGCUGCUGCUCACGGGAACUUCUACGGGAACUGCUAUCAGUACCAGGCUCCUCCUCCUCCUUACUUUCACUAAGGUGAUGGUGAAUGUGACUGUGACUCUCUCUUCUAUGGUGUUAACUUGUGGCAGCUCUUUAACCCCUCCUCUCCUACUAGUUGUUUUCCUUUGAUGUUGUUAUGUACGGAUGAUUUUAGUAUUUUUGAGGAUCAACCCUACUCAAAAAACAAAACAAAACAAAAAUGCUCAAAAUUUUCUAUUAAUUAUAUAUUUAAUGCUGUA